Molecule: messenger RNA, 1161 nt
Organism: Triticum urartu
Lineage: Eukaryota; Viridiplantae; Streptophyta; Magnoliopsida; Poales; Poaceae
Source: RefSeq, a predicted model, not a curated record
AUGGCAGGCGGAGGCAGAGGACACGGCGGCGGCUGGACCUCCCUGCCGGCGGAGCUUAUCCAGGAAGUAUCGGACCGUCUGCAGGCCGACGUGGACCAAAUCCACAUCCACCAGGUAUGCUCCCACUGGCGCGCGUCCACCGCCCCGCUCGCAGCCUGCCGUCCGUGGAUCGUCGCCGUCCACGACCGCCGCCGCAACCCUGUUAGCGCCGUCGACCCUGCCUGCGACCACUCCUUCUGGCUGCCCCGCGGUGGAAAAAGGAUGCACUCCCGGGCCCUAGCCCCGGCGGGCCUCCCCUACUGCUGCGGCACGCCCCGUGGCUGGCUCGCCCUAACGGACGACCUGCAAUCCCCCACCAGGCUAAUACUCUGGGAGCCCCUCUCCCAGGCUGAGAUUCCUCUGCCGCCUUUGACAACCGUCGCCCAAUUGUUCCUCUCCGGCGACCCGCUCGCCUCGCCGGGGGGCUGGAUGGCGAUCGCGAGCCAGGAAAUCCUGGGCGCACAGAUCGAGCACAUGCUCAUCUUUUGGCGUCCUGGAGACGCGGCCUGGACGAUACAGCCCGAGUACCCUACAGGCCGGAUCGAGGGCGCAGCCUUCCACCAAGGCAGGCUCUACAUCUCCAGCAUGGUGGGCAUGAGAGUCAGCAUCUUCGAUCUCCAGCAGCAUCCUCCCGAGCGCCUGCGGCGUAUCUCCCUCUACACUCCUCUGCGAACGCGGUAUCCAAGCCGCUUACCCGGGGAUCUGGUGCCACACGUGGUGGCAUGCAACAACCAGCUAUUGCUCGUUAUUGUGUAUCGUGGAUCAGGAAGCCCCGGCCCCGUGAUCCUUGUAGAAGUGCACCACCUGGAUUGGGCUGCCCAGCGCCUCGACUUUGGGGGGGAGAAGGUGACGGAUCUCGGCGACUACUCGCUCUUCUUGGGCAGGGGUGACAGCCUCGCGCUCUCUGCAGAGGACUUCCCUGCCAUUAGGAGAAAUUGUGUCUACUUUGUGGAGCACGAUACAAUAAAGCAUGAGCAAUGGGUUAUUGUGUUUAAUUUGGGGUCAAACGCUCUCGAACGAAUUCCCCACCCACAAGAGCACAUGGAGGGCGGCUGCAAAAAGAGUGGCUGGUUAGGCUAUUCGUGGUUCUGUCCUAGAAGGCCCUUCGUUGAGGCCCUAUGA